Messenger RNA from Athene cunicularia (burrowing owl), 1235 nucleotides. RefSeq names its product hippocalcin like 1 (gene HPCAL1). Bases 167 to 748 code for a protein of 193 amino acids. NCBI's taxonomy places the organism in Eukaryota, Metazoa, Chordata, Aves, Strigiformes, Strigidae. The transcript is spliced from 5 exons. Gene Ontology annotation, molecular function: calcium ion binding. The record is from RefSeq and is a predicted model, not a curated record.
GUUGCAGGGCGCUUUGAGUCAACUCCCUCGGAUCCGGACUUCCUAUUUGCCACCUUCCCAAACGGCCUCUAAAAAAUGCUGUCAUCUGUCUCUGGUAAUUGAGCCCCGUGGACUUUCUCUGAAGAAGUUCCAAGAUAGGUGCUGCUGAACCCGGAUCCAGAAGAGGAUGGGGAAGCAGAACAGCAAGCUGCGCCCUGAGGUGCUCCAGGACCUGCGUGAGAACACUGAGUUCACAGACCAUGAGCUGCAGGAGUGGUACAAGGGCUUCCUAAAAGAUUGCCCAACGGGCCAUUUGACUGUGGAGGAGUUCAAAAAAAUAUACGCAAAUUUUUUCCCCUAUGGUGAUGCGUCGAAGUUUGCGGAGCACGUCUUCCGCACUUUUGACACCAAUGGUGAUGGGACGAUUGACUUUAGGGAAUUCAUCAUUGCCCUGAGCGUCACCUCUCGGGGCAAGCUGGAACAGAAGCUGAAGUGGGCGUUUAGUAUGUACGACCUGGACGGCAAUGGGUACAUCAGCCGUGGGGAAAUGCUAGAAAUAGUGCAGGCAAUCUACAAAAUGGUUUCAUCAGUAAUGAAAAUGCCGGAAGAUGAAUCCACUCCCGAGAAGCGAACAGACAAGAUUUUCAGACAGAUGGACACAAACAACGAUGGUAAACUGUCGCUGGAAGAGUUCAUCAAAGGUGCCAAGAGCGAUCCCUCCAUUGUGCGGUUGUUACAGUGUGACCCCAGUAGUGCGAGUCAAUUCUGAUUAAAGUGGACUGUGCACAGAGAAUCUCAGCUUGUGUCCUUCAAGCUUUGCUCGCAAAUGGAUGCCUUCUCAACCAUCCCUCCACACUUUGCGGAUAAGAUCCCAUUGCCAGAUUGUGCGUGUGUGUGUGUGUGUCCGAGCGAACCAGCCCUCGCUCCCCUCACUAACACCAGUGCAGCUCUCCUUUGGCAGCUCAGUUUCUGCUUUCCAGUAAUGUUAUGAUUCACUCUACACAUUUUAAACGUUAAUCGAAAGGUAUGUUUACAUGCAGCUACAAAAGAGUUCAAAUCGCUGGUGUGAUACCACUUCACUUAGUCUGUAAGAAAGGUGAUGUCCUAAUAGUUCCUGAGAAGAUGCUAGGUAGGACUUUUACCUGACAUAGCAGAUGGUAGAUAAUUUAUUUUGCUUCAGAAAUUACUAUGUAAAAAAAAAAAAAGUGAACUGAAUGGAGUAGAAACUUUAAGAAAAAAAAAAAAAAAAAAAAAAA